AUGUGCAAAAAGAUUACUUGCGGUAAAUGUACUAAACCAACUUGGGCUGGUUGUGGUCAACAUAUUGAAAGUUGUUUAGCAGAUGUACCAGUCAAUGAAAGAUGUGUUUGUGCUCGUACCUGA
This is a messenger RNA of Dictyostelium discoideum AX4, 123 nucleotides long. RefSeq lists its product as hypothetical. The record is from RefSeq and is a predicted model, not a curated record. Bases 1 to 123 code for a protein of 40 amino acids. The transcript has 2 exons. Lineage: Eukaryota; Evosea; Eumycetozoa; Dictyosteliales; Dictyosteliaceae.